AUUCUUUUUUUAAUUUUAGAAAUCACUGUUUUUUUUAAUUUCAUUUUUUGUGUGCAUGUUUGACUCCAAAGUGACGUCAUUUCCAGUCGACGGGACACUCCGGCUGCCUGCCGCUCACACAGACCGGGAAGAAACAGAGAUGACUACCCGAAAAGACUUUCCUGUUGCCAACAUGAUGCUUCUGUUCCUCUGUGCGUUAAUAUCAGUAUCUGUCCCGGCUGAAACUUCGCCUAAUACGAAAACGGUGGAGUUCAACGUGAAACCGGGAGGAGUGGUGCACGUUUUCUCUGAGAGAAUCAGGGAUCACAAGUGCACGUUCACCUACGCCUCACAAGGGGGAACCAAUGAACAAUGGUUGAUGAGUGUGGGCCUGAGCGAUGACGACAGACUGUUUUCUUGCUCUUUGUGGAGGCCUCAGGGGAAAUCAUACCUGUUUUUUACCCAGUUCAAAGUUGAGCUGAAGGGAGCCAAAAUUGAAUACGCCAAUGCAUAUUCCCAGACAGCAGCAGGAGGACAGAGUGACGUACCUUUGAAACCCGAGGAAUUUAUCGUAGGAGAAUCAACAGUGACCCACAACGAAGGAAAGUUCAACGCUCAGCUCUCCAAACUGACCGCCAUCGGACGAACGCAGCACGAUGAGCUGUGAUUGGCUAGAAGCUUCGACCAAUCGCAGCGCUUCAGUAACUGUUUAAUCGCUGAAGGAUGCGUUUCUUCCUGAUGAACGACCGAAACUGAAGAGGGAUGGUGUUUUUUUUUUCUUUUGUGCAAAAACGGAUUUUCUGGUACUUUCUAAUCACAAUAGUUGUUUUUCUGCUUGGAAUAAAUGUGGAGGGGAAAAAAUACAAAAACACUGAAGCAGAUUUCAGUCUUAGAUAAUAAUAAAAAAAAAAACAAAUCUGCCAUGUGAUAAAGUGCUUCGAUAGUUCUUUCUUUAUUUUCUGAGGCUUUAGGACAAUAAUUCUCUGAUCCAUUGGGUAUCAUACAUGGAUGUAUGGAGGAUUGGCGUUCAGCAUAUAUGGCACAUUUAGACUAGCGGAGGAUUUGUGCGUCUUGUAAUCCUGAGAGGAAAGUGAGUAAUCCCCUAUAUCACUGCGGCGCGUACAUAAACAAGUUCCCAGGUCUGGUUCUGAUCUGCGCUGAAGCACCUCAGCGCUGGUCCACAUCAGAUCCACCAACCUCUUCUGAUAACUUUUUGUUUUGUUGUUGCCAGAAGCUGUGAUGGUAAAACACAACAGAUAGGAGCUGAUCUUUGAAUUUUAAAUGAACAGGGAAAUUCUGACAAAAUAUCUUUAUAAUAAAUCAUACUAGUGUCAGCUAA
Molecule: messenger RNA, 1318 nt
Organism: Austrofundulus limnaeus
Lineage: Eukaryota; Metazoa; Chordata; Actinopteri; Cyprinodontiformes; Rivulidae
Gene: mydgf
Product: myeloid-derived growth factor
Exons: 6
Coding region: 56-646 (196 amino acids)
Biological process (GO): positive regulation of angiogenesis; positive regulation of endothelial cell proliferation
Source: RefSeq, a predicted model, not a curated record